AUGGACUCCUACCCUUCCACGCAGAGAGCGGUCGUCAUGACGGGCAAGCGGCAGCCCUACGCCGAGAUCGAGGUCCCCGUAUUUCCCCCAGCUUCUGGGGAGAUCCUCGUCCGCGUCGGCUGGACCGCCUCGACGCCGCUCGACCUGCACCGCGCCGACGGGGGCCUGCUCAUCCCUUCGUACCCAGCCCAGGCAGGCGGCGGCGGCAUCGCGGGCACCGUCGUCGCCGUCGGCCAAGGUGUUGACGAACUCGUCGUGGGCGACUCCGUCAUGGCCUUUGCCUUUCACGGCGGCAAGGAGGCCAACCACCAAGAGUACGUGACGAUCCCGCGUUUCCUGGCCGGCAAGGUCCCUCCGGGCAUGACCCUCCGAGAAGCCUGCACCGUGCCCGUCAAUCUCGUCACAGUCUUCCACACGGCCACGGCCGACCUCGGCCUCGAGCUGCCCUGGCCGCGGCGGCUGAAUGACCAGCAUGUUCCCGCCGCCGUCGACGCGCCCAUCCUCGUUUGGGGCGCGAGCAGCAGCGUCGGCAUCUUCGCCCUCCAGGUUCUGCGCCACUGGGGCUACACCCACCUGCUCGCCGUCUCGAGCGACAAGCACCACGCGUACCUGCGUCACAUCGGGGCCGCCGCCUGUUUCGACUACGCCGACGCCGACGUGGUGGAGAGCAUCCUGGGCCGCGUUCGACGCGACACGGUCGAAGACAUCAACGACGGGCCGCUGGUGCCCUACAUUCUCGACUGCAUCGGCUCCCUCGGCGGUUCGCUCCAGCCCCUGACGCGCAUCGCUCAGCGGGGCAGCAGGGUGGCCGUCAUGCUACCCGUCAUUAUCAAGGAUGCGACCGACGACGAGGAGCCCGAGUACGAGAUGGACGUGUCCAGGUGCCUCGCCGACAAAUGGGCCGACGGCGUGAUCCUGCGAGGCGCGCGAACGCACCAUUACCUCGAGGUCGGUCCAGUUCCCACCGGCAGCCGGUGGCGAAACGAAUACUUCAAGCAGAAGCUCCAGUCCGAAAUCAUACCCGCGCUGCUCGCCCAAAAGGUCGUCGAGCCCAACAGACAGCGCGUCGUCGAGGGCGCGAGCAUGGUGGAGCGGGCGCAGAAGGCGCUAGCUCUGCUACGGAGCAGGGCCGUCAGUGGCGAACGGCUCGUGUGGAGGGUGGCAGGGUGA
This is a messenger RNA of Drechmeria coniospora, 1170 nucleotides long. RefSeq lists its product as uncharacterized. Gene Ontology annotation, molecular function: oxidoreductase activity, acting on NAD(P)H. Lineage: Eukaryota; Fungi; Ascomycota; Sordariomycetes; Hypocreales; Ophiocordycipitaceae. The transcript has 2 exons. The record is from RefSeq and is a predicted model, not a curated record. The coding region runs from base 1 to 1170 and encodes 389 amino acids.